Messenger RNA from Lingula anatina, 1197 nucleotides. Its product is annotated as ubiquitin-conjugating enzyme E2 G2. The record is from RefSeq and is a predicted model, not a curated record. NCBI's taxonomy places the organism in Eukaryota, Metazoa, Brachiopoda, Lingulata, Lingulida, Lingulidae.
GAGUCUGUCUGUGUGUCGUACCAAAACACUGGAAGCACCGAAGCAGGAUUUGGAAGCUGUCGCUAUUAAUUACUGUGACAGCUGACAGCCUGUUUGUUUGUUUGGCAUGGCAGGCUCAGCUUUGAAAAGGCUGAUGGCCGAAUAUAAACAGUUGACGCUUAACCCACCAGAAGGUAUUGUGGCUGGCCCAAUAAAUGAAGAAAAUUUCUUUGAGUGGGAGGCACUUAUAACUGGUCCAGAGGGGACAUGUUUUGAAGAUGGAAUAUUUCCAGCAAGGUUAAUAUUUCCACCAGAUUAUCCUCUAAGCCCACCAAAAAUGAAGUUCACUUGUGACCUCUUUCAUCCAAAUAUAUAUCCAGAUGGCAGGGUGUGUAUAUCAAUAUUACAUGCCCCAGGGGAUGAUCCCAUGGGCUAUGAAACCAGUGCUGAGAGAUGGAGCCCAGUGCAGAGUGUGGAGAAGAUACUGCUUUCAGUUGUCAGUAUGCUGGCAGAGCCGAAUGAUGAAAGUGCUGCAAAUGUUGAUGCUGCAAAGACGUGGAGGGAGAACAAAACUGAGUUUGAGGAAAUAGCACGACGCACAGUCAGAAAAUCUCUUGGGUUAUAGCAUAGGCCUAUUAGAGAACAAAGGACAUUACUGGGGAAAAGACAAUGUGCAAUUUAACUUAGAUAUUUGUGAACAGUUUUCAGACACUUGAAAUUAGUCAUGUAUUCAUGAAAUCAAUUUACAACACAACAUUUCAUUAUAAAAAUUAUUACCAAAUCUGCUGCAUGUGUAGAAAUUCAAAAUAAGGUUUGAAGAAACUGUUUAAAAGAUAUAUUUAUUAUAAGAAUGCACAAUUGUGGAAGACUUCAAGGUUGUACAUUUUAAUAACUUUUUUUAAAAGGUUUGGUAUAAUAUGGAAUGAGGUAUGAGCAAUGCACCUUUAUAUGGUUUUUAGUAAUUCUGUUUCAGGGGAGAGAUGAAAGACCUCAUUUGACAGAAACAGAGUAUCCUCCUUAGUAAGGAAAAUGUGAUUAACACAGAUUGUGUAGAAAUGGUUGAAUACCUGUAUUUAGACAAAAAACUGGGUCUAGUCUGGUAACGCCACAGAAUUGCAACUCUUAGAAUAACUGGGGCACAUUCUUAACAAGUUAAAAUUGUUACACAUUCAUAUGACUUGAUAAGUAAAUAUAUUAAAAGAUUAUUAAGUUUGAUAA